ACUCUCUCUAUCAUCACAGUCAACAGAAUGGUGCAGAAUACUGCUAAGCUCGGCGGUACCGCCUCCAAUGUUACGGUCGCCAAAGUCGCGCAUGGGCUCAUGAUGAUGACAUGGAGGGGAGGUUCGGCACCUGUCCCAGACGAGCAAUGUUUUGAAGCAAUCAAGGCGGGCGUCGACGCUUUGCCUCCGGGUACUAAGAUGCUCAUCAACAGUGGCGAGUUCUACGCGAACGACUUGGGGACCGGGAACCUUGAGCUUGUGGCAAGGUUCUUCGCCAAGUAUCCAGAAUAUGCCGACAAGACGUUCUUGUCUGUUAAGGGCGCUAUUAAUCGUACUAACAUGGCGCCGGACUCUUCGCCUGAGAAUCUCCGCGCGAGCGUGGAUAACAUCAAUGCCGCCCUCCGUGGCACUAAGAAGCUUGAUCUUUUUGAAUGUGCACGCGUCGACCCCAAGCAUCCGAUCGAGGAGGUGAUCAAGACUCUUGCGGGCCUCAUUAAGGAGGGCAAGUUCGAUCACAUUGGCAUGUCCGAAUGCAGCGCUGCUACGCUCAGGAAGGGGCACGCCGUGCACCCUAUCACUGCCGUGGAGAUAGAGGUCAGCCCGUGGUCAUACGAGGAAGAGACCAAGAAGGUCAUCGCAACAGCGGGUGAACUCGGCAUCUCCGUGGUGGCCUAUUCUCCACUAGGCAGAGGCUUUUUGACUGGCCAGAUCAAGAGCCUGAGCGACCUUCCUGAGGCCGAUGCGCGUCGCAGACUCACUCGCUUCCGUGAGGAGUACUUCAGCCACAACAUAGCCUUCGUGAAGACACUCGAGUCUAUCGCCCAGAAGAAGGGAAUUACCCCCGCUCAGCUUUGCAUCGCCUGGGUCGGGGCCCUGGGCCCGCACGUGUUCCCUCUCCCUGGCUCAUCGCACAAGAAGCGUACCUUAGAGAACUCAGGAGGUGGCGACGUAGUUUUGACUGAGCAAGACUUGACAGAGAUCAACGACGCGAUCAGUAACUUCGAGGUGAAGGGCGAUCGCUACUUCGGCAACCCUGAGGCGGCGCACCUGUGGGGAUGAGCGCAUGUACUCACGAUGAGUCGGAUGUAGCAUGGAGCAGUUUGUACCAGCGAGUAACGUAAAGAAUCGAGAUUGUUGACUUGAAAUAUAGCGACGAAAUCCUCUCAAAAA
This is a messenger RNA of Postia placenta MAD-698-R-SB12, 1170 nucleotides long. RefSeq lists its product as hypothetical. Bases 28 to 1059 code for a protein of 343 amino acids. Gene Ontology annotation, cellular component: cytoplasm. The record is from RefSeq and is a predicted model, not a curated record. The transcript is spliced from 11 exons. Lineage: Eukaryota; Fungi; Basidiomycota; Agaricomycetes; Polyporales; Adustoporiaceae.